This is a messenger RNA of Syngnathoides biaculeatus (alligator pipefish), 2034 nucleotides long. RefSeq names its product SIX homeobox 1a (gene six1a). Gene Ontology annotation, molecular function: DNA-binding transcription factor activity, RNA polymerase II-specific; RNA polymerase II cis-regulatory region sequence-specific DNA binding. The record is from RefSeq and is a predicted model, not a curated record. Gene Ontology annotation, cellular component: nucleus; transcription regulator complex. NCBI's taxonomy places the organism in Eukaryota, Metazoa, Chordata, Actinopteri, Syngnathiformes, Syngnathidae. Gene Ontology annotation, biological process: regulation of transcription by RNA polymerase II. The transcript is spliced from 2 exons. The coding region runs from base 402 to 1256 and encodes 284 amino acids.
GAAGAGCCUCUGUAAUAAUUGAUUAGUGUUUAGGAGCUGCCGCGGGGGCGGGAGGUGGAGGUGGAGGUGGAGGCGCGGUCCUAUUUCAGCCCUGACGCGUUGCCUCUAGGGAGGAAACGGAGCUGCAAAGUCAGUCCUGCUCUGCUGUACAGGGGCGCAGGGAGGACGCAGAGCCAAUCACCGGGACGCACCGGGAUCCCUUUAAGCCUGACAUAUCUGCUCCAGGAACAAAUUGUCCCGGCAAUCAACAUAGAAUAUCUGCCGUAGAGUGGAGGGCGCGCGGCGAUCCGCCGAGACCUAGGAGAGGAGCGGAGAGUGGGCAGGCCCAGCGCGGAAGGAUUUGCUGCGAGAAAAGAAAUAAACGUCAGCUUUUCUGGGGGGAGGAUUUUCUUGCGGACAUCAUGUCGAUUUUACCGUCUUUCGGCUUCACCCAAGAGCAAGUGGCGUGUGUGUGCGAGGUGCUGCAACAGGGAGGCAACCUGGAGCGGCUCGGCCGCUUCUUGUGGUCUCUCCCCGCCUGCGACCACCUCCACAAGAACGAGAGCGUCCUGAAGGCGAAGGCGGUGGUGGCCUUCCACCGAGGCAACUUCCGGGAGCUGUACAAGAUCCUGGAGAGCCACCAGUUCUCGGCGCACAACCACCCCAAGCUGCAGCAACUGUGGCUUAAGGCGCACUACGUGGAGGCGGAGAAGCUGCGCGGCCGGCCGCUCGGCGCUGUGGGGAAGUACCGGGUGAGGAGGAAAUUCCCAUUGCCGCGCACGAUAUGGGACGGCGAGGAGACCAGCUACUGCUUCAAGGAAAAAUCCAGGGGCGUGCUGCGGGAGUGGUACACGCACAACCCCUACCCGUCCCCGCGGGAGAAGAGGGAGCUGGCCGAGGCCACGGGACUGACCACGACGCAGGUCAGCAACUGGUUCAAAAACAGACGGCAAAGGGACAGGGCCGCGGAGGCCAAGGAAAGGGAGAAUAGUGAAAACAACAACGCAGGCGGCAACAAACAGAACCAGCUGUCCCCGCUGGACGGAGGAAAGUCUCUCAUGUCCAGCUCGGAGGACGAAUUUUCGCCCCCCCAGAGCCCCGACCAGAACUCUGCGCUUUUGCUCCAGGGCAACAUGGUCCACCCCGGGGCCUCCGCGUACUCCAUGCCCGGCCUCGGGGCCCCACAGCCGGUGCACAGCAUGCACGGACACCCGCACCAGCUGCAGGACUCCUUGUUGGGACCAUUAACCUCCAGCCUUGUGGAUUUAGGCUCUUAAAGACGCUAUUUUAUUUGACGAAGAAAAAAAAAUACAGAAAAGGACCGAUGAGUGUAUCAGAUUGAUGUAUGAAGUAACACUAUUGUAGCCUAAACCUAUAUAGACUGACUUGUCCGUCGUUAAAUUUGAUUGGAACGUAAAAUUCUUUUAUGCGCUUAAUCUGUAUAUUACCCCGACAGGAGGUUUUUAUCAUCUCUUGCACAUACAAAAAAACGAAAGAAAAAAAGUAGUCACACACACAUACACACACACACACACACACACACACACAAGACUUAAAACCCUUGACGAAACACUUUACGUGGACUGCCUUUAAUUUAUAUUUUGUUAAAAUAAUUUUAGUCAGGUCCUGCACUGAAAAUUAAAGUACUUAAUUUGAUUAUCGCUUACACAAGAUGAAAAUGUAGUAAACCGACAUAUUUCCCCCACUUUUCUCGAAAAUAACCAAAUAAUACGUUAGUUUAACACAUUUUAAUCAUGUGCAAUUCAAUUCAAAGGACUUUUUUCAGUGUGCCAUUACUUUCAAAUAAAACAAAAAGUGAUGCUUUUGUCUUGCGUAUUCAUCAUUCGUUUACAUCAGUGGAUUCACCCCCCCCCCCAAAAAAAAAGAAAAGAAAAAUCGCAUUCAUCGCGUCCAAAAAAUACAAAAAAUAAAAAUAGAGGCAUUCCGGUAUAUGCGUUGUAACACACAGUUUUGGGCAAGUACGACUCACAAUGACUAAAAUGUGGUCACUUCUAGAGUUGAAAGUCGAUAAAGGUAUUGCAGUACAUCGUGUUA